Messenger RNA from Solanum tuberosum (potato), 1774 nucleotides. Its product is annotated as protein FAF-like, chloroplastic. The transcript is spliced from 2 exons. The coding region runs from base 204 to 1526 and encodes 440 amino acids. Lineage: Eukaryota; Viridiplantae; Streptophyta; Magnoliopsida; Solanales; Solanaceae. The record is from RefSeq and is a predicted model, not a curated record.
GACACCCCCAUUCCUUGUAAUUGCCAUCAAAACAUCUUAUUUCAAUAGCAAUAUCUCCUCAAAAAAAAAAAAAAAAACUUCACAAUUCAAUUUAAUUCCCUCUCUUUGCUUUCAACUAUCAUCCCUCAUUUGGAUGUUGUUGUUUGCUUAAGAAGGAAAACAAACAAUUCGACUCAACUCCUAUUUGUUUUAAUCCUCAAACUAUGAGUAUCAAGAACUUCAAGAUGGCAAAAGAGGCACAAAAACUUAGUAUCGAUAUCCCACUACCCCCAACUAAGAUGGGGAUAGUGAAACAAGGCAUAGUGUCUAUUCUUGGAACAGACACUGAAAAAGGAAACAAAGGUGUAGCUGCUUCAAUUAGGAGAACCCUUUCAGCUGAUAUGUCAUCAAAGAAAUGGCUAUCAGAAAAUGGUUUCUCUCCUAUGAAGAAAAUUGCUUCCUCAAAAGAACUUGAUGUUCUUGGACAAGAUGAGAUUUGGAGAUCAAUUCAAAAUGGUGGUAACAAAACAUCAAAUGAUGUUUGGAGUUCAAUUUUAACUCAAAAGAAAGAAGAGUCAUCUACACUUCCACCUCCUUAUAUUCAUCCUCUUUUGAAAAAAUCAACUAGCUCUUUAACUGAAAAAAGUCUUGAAAUUUGUACUGAAAGUCUUGGAUCAGAAACUGGUUCUGAAAUUAUUAGCCUUGAUGAUCAUCUCCAAAAACAAGAAGAAGAAGAAGAAUUGUCCCCUCAAACAUUUGAGGAAUUUCCUGUUGUUAAGUUUAACCAUAACAAAAAAACAUCAUCUCCUCCUCUUCCAAAAUCAUUCCCUCCAACUAUUUCUUCCAUGGCUGCAGAGGACAAGCCCUCUGUUCAUAUGCAAUCUCACAGGCAGAAUGGUAGAUUGAUUCUUGAAGCUGUCUCUGUUCCUCCUCAGAAUCAUUUCCGCGCUGAACGCGUUGAUGGUCGCCUUCUUCUCACCUUAAUCAUCACCACUUCAUCAGAAAUUGAAGCAGAGGAUCAACAAGUGUUUGACGAAAUUCAAGAAGUCGAACACAAUGAAACUAAUGAUGAUGAUGAGGAAAAAGGAAAUGAUACAAAAGGGAUGCAAAUUGUGCUUGAGCAAAAAUCAAGAUUGUCAAAUGGGAGAAUGAAUGUGAACACAUCAACAUUGAUGAUGAAACAACUCAUGGGUAAUAAAUGGCCUAACAAGAUGAACAACUCAAUUAAAUUGAUUGAACAUGAAGAUGAAAUAACCCCAAUUAUCCCACAAAUCCCUCCUCAUCUAAUCACACCUGAAGCAUCUCCAUUCAAUGCCUAUAACUAUUUCUGGAAGAAAAAUCCCAAUCCCAAUCCCAGUGUGACAACCAUUGUCAACAGUACUACUCCCAUUGCCAAAAGUACAACAAAGAUAGCAGAGCAGCAAGAUUUGGUGUUAAUGAGAGGAAACAAAGGGAACAUCAAUUAUUUGGUGCCUAUGUUGAAAGGAUGCAAAGAGAAGAGGAAGUCUCUACUCAUUUGGGAGCCAUAUUGCAUUGCAACAUCCUAAUAAUCAUCAUCAUUACUUGUCUAAUAAUCCUAAUGUUUAAUUUAAUUAAGUAGAAACAUCAUAACAUAUAAUCUUAUAAAGUAUAGUAUAUCACAAAUAAAUGGGGUAAUGUAAUAUAAUAUGUAAUGUAAUUUUUCCUCUCUUUGUAAGUUUAAGCAUACUAGUUUUUACUCUUUUGUUGAAAAAGAGUUUCCUUUAGCCAAAUAAACAAAGAGAGAGAUUAACUAUAUAUCAAUGUCUUUGAUUUU